Schistocerca piceifrons (Central American locust) is the source of this 1167-nucleotide messenger RNA. RefSeq names its product mucin-1-like. The transcript has 2 exons. Lineage: Eukaryota; Metazoa; Arthropoda; Insecta; Orthoptera; Acrididae. Bases 1 to 1167 code for a protein of 388 amino acids. The record is from RefSeq and is a predicted model, not a curated record.
AUGGCUAUGGAUUUGAUGGACACAGCUCCUGAAACCUUGAAGACAGCGCUGUCUGCUCCACUCCCCGAUUCUGAAGAUGAGAGCUCCACCGCCCCUCAGCCACGCGGACGAAGCGGGAAACAGAAGAGGAGGGCAACAGCCGCGACGUCCGCUGUUCGCAGCUCGCUGAUCGAGAAGAGGACCAAGCAAGAUUUCGGCCCUGACGCCGAUGGUUUUGUCCCAGCCCGGCGAACUGCAAGACGCAUGCUGUCUUCGACAACGCUUCCAACUGCCGUCGCCAACUCAUUCGACGCGCUGGCUGACGCACCGAACCAGCUGCCGCGCGAUCCUGCGCCGAAGAAAGACUCCCAUCUUCCGCCGGUGGUCCUCCAGUUUCGGCCGCCCUAUGGGGAACUGCAGAAAUUGUUGCGCAGCUGGACAACGGCCGUGUACACCGUGAAGCCUGCCGGGCGUGACUUGUACAGGGUCACACUCCGCACUGCUGACGAUUAUCGCUGGGUCACUCAGGAGGCAUCUGAGCGUGGACGUGCGUGCCCCCGUCCGCCCACCGAGAAGCCGACAUGUGCACUCUGUGGCGGUCCUCACGUGGGCAGUUAUCGUGGGUGUGAGGUGUGGAAGCGUGCCAUUGCUCGCCAACGUGGCCACACACCAGCGCUGCGUCCGAAGAAGCUGGCAACGAGACGGGCCAGCGUCUCUUUCGCGGCAGCAACGUCAGGGGCACCCUCCGCCGUCCCGGCUGCGUCCACUGCUCCUGCUCCUGCCGCAUCCGAGGCCGUGCCGACACCCGAGGCUCCUGCGCCUCCACCACAGCUGCUAGUGGCGGACCCGGGUACUGCCUCUCCCGGGACGUCGGCUGGACUGCGCCCCGCCAACCGCCGGCGCGGGGGUCACCACCCCAUGGGUGCCCAGUGCUCAGCACCGUCAGUCGAGCAGCCCCAGGUGGACUCUCACAGCGAAGCAGCCACGCCUCCCCCUUCCAGCGAUGGGGCCGCGCCAGCUGCCUCCACUGCUGACCUAGCCAACCUCGUCGCGCAGCUCACUGCCCUGGUGACCAGUGCUACGAAGUUGAUCGAAGUCUUGUCGCAGCAGCUCACCGCUGCAGUGCCGAUGGCCUCUCCAGCCCCAACCGCUGUCAACACUCACCAGUUGCACCAUGGGGAGCGUUAG